AUGACCGCCCAGGGAGAGUGGCAGGUCCAGUUCAAGUUCGUCAUGGUGGGCAACAGCGGCACCAGGAAGACGACAUUCGUGAAGCACCACUUGAUGGGCAAGUUCAAGAACUAUGCAGCUACCCUGGGCAUGGAGGUGCACCCGCUCGUCUUCCAUGCUAACAGAGGACCCAUCGAGCUCAAUGUGUGGGACACAGCCGGCCAGGAGAAGUUCGGAGGCCUGUGUAAUGGCUACUGCAUCCAAGCCCAGUGUGCCACUGUAAUGUUUGAUGUACCAUCAGGAGUCACUUCCAAGAAUGCACCUAACUGGCAUAGAGAUCUGGUAUCUAUGUGUGAAAACAUCCACAUUGUAUUGUGUGGCAACAAAGUGGAUAUUAAGGACAGAAAAGUGAAGGCAAAAUCUGUUGUCUUCCACGGAAAGAAGGAUCUUCAGUGCUAUGACAUUACUGCCAAAAGUAACUACAACUUUGAAAAGCCUCUCCUCAGGCUUGCCAGAAAGUUCAUCGGAGACCCUAAUUUGGAGUUUAUUGCCAUGCCUGCUCUUGUCCUACCUGAGGUGGUCAUGGACCCAGCUUUGGCAGCAUAG
Molecule: messenger RNA, 585 nt
Organism: Peromyscus maniculatus bairdii (prairie deer mouse)
Lineage: Eukaryota; Metazoa; Chordata; Mammalia; Rodentia; Cricetidae
Source: RefSeq, a predicted model, not a curated record